Molecule: messenger RNA, 3243 nt
Organism: Zeugodacus cucurbitae (melon fly)
Lineage: Eukaryota; Metazoa; Arthropoda; Insecta; Diptera; Tephritidae
Exons: 2
Coding region: 937-2634 (565 amino acids)
Source: RefSeq, a predicted model, not a curated record
GACUUACUGUAUUUUUAUGAUUUUCUUUGUUGCUUCAAGAAUCAUGGACUGUACUACUACCAUAUGUGGAGCCGCAUCGGCUGAUUGCGUGAACCAUUGAAUUGUGGAUACCUUGGGAUUGAGAUCAAAGAGAUCAAGAGCCAGGCAUCAUGAUUCGUAUGAAAUGAAAAGAAGAAACAUGGACUGUGACCGGAUGACUGGAGCUCUGCUGGAUUAUUGUUCCAUAUUUUUAAAUUAAGCUGUAUGGAGCCGAAUGCGAUUGCAAACCAGGCAUCUUGAUCCGUAUGAAAUGAAAAGAGGAAAUAUUAAAACCAUUUGUGGAGCUCUACCGGAUUUUUGGACAACCAUGUAGUCGAACUGUAAUGGGGUCAAAGAGAUCAAGAUCCAGCAUAAUGCCUGAUCUGCACCGGAUGAUUGCGUGAACCAUGUAAUCGAACUGUGGGGAACAUGGAUCAAAGAGAUCAAGAUCCAGACAUCAUCAUCCGUAUUAAUUGAAAAGAAGAAAAAUGGACUGUGACUUCCACAUGUGGAGCUGCAUCGGCUGAUUGCGUGAACCAUGUAGUCGAAUUGUGGAUAUCUUGGCAUUGGGAUCAAAGGAAUUACGAAUCAGGUAUCCGGCUUCAAAGUAAAGGUAUUGGACAAAUAUUUUCCUGAUGGGCAUGUGAGUGAAAUUUGUUGUUAAAUUGAAUACGAGUUCGGGUUGUACCAAAUAUCUGGUUGUAUUUCUGCUUGUAAAUUUGUAAGAUAUGUCUGGUUAAUUGGUUUGUGGAGGCGGGAGGUCGCCAAACCUAACUACAAGUCAUAAGUAAUAAUUUUAAUGUAUCUUUACUCAUCAAAUAAUUUUAUCUACUGUGUCAUCGAUGUGAACAGAGACGCGAAAGCAGUAUAAAAAUAAGUAUAUUUUAAGGGCGGCUUGUUAGAAAAGACACAACUACGAUGCGAUUCACAGCAUUUCAACGCAGUUGUUGGCUGUUGGUAUGGACCUUCACUUGGACGCUCCAUCACGCAUACGCAGAGGAGGAACUGAAAUUGAGUUCCUUGAAGGAAGAACUAUUCAUAGAUCGACGACCGCCGCCGAGCGUGGAGGAGAUAUACAAACUUAUCGAGCAAGAGCUACCAUCAUUGCCGCUGGAAUUUAUGCAACGCCACAUCGAUGAUGAACUACGUCUCAACGACAGCUGUGCGCCAUAUCCACAACUAAUGCAAUUAGAAUUCCACAACACUUAUUGGCAAGUACAUCGCAGCGAUAAUCUUACUUUCUACCUUUAUGGCGCCUACUACGACAAUCGCACAGCAGUGGUGAGUCACGAAGGUGCGCCGCUGGUGCGCAUACUCGCUUCGGUCAAUGUUAUCGAUGUGGACUUGAAAGACUAUCGGCCCAGCUAUUGUCAGUUGUGGUAUGAAGAGCACAGUGUGCCGUUUAUUGUGCCCGUGCACGCAUACCGCCAGCUCUGGUAUAAGCCCUGGGAUGGCAAUCCUGAGCUUUAUUUUCCGCAAUUCGUUGAGUGCGCCAUUCCGACGGAGGUGCAACAUUUAGUGCCGAAAACCGUUUCGUUGGUAGCGUCCGAAUGUGCGCGCGCCACAAAUAAUCUAGGCGUAAUCUAUGAGCCGCCCGUAAAUCAACCGCAGCGCGGCUUUGCAGUUUGUUCGACGGGUCUCUUUAAUCCAUAUCGCGAUAAUUCGGUGCGUUUGGUGGAAUGGUUGGAGCUUUUACGUCUAUUGGGAGCCGAGCAUGUGAUGUUACCCACAUUCGGCAUACAUCCGAACGCGACUAAAGUGUUGCGGUACUACGAAGCCGAAGGUUUUGUUUCAGCACCGGGCAUAUCAUUUGCACGUGGCGAACCGUCAUUGCCACACAUCGCCUUCGAGAUGAUAAAAGCCAGCCUCGGCAAUCAUCGUGUUAACGAGUUGAUACCGUUAAACGAUUGUUUAUGUCGUAAUAUGUACAAAUAUGACUAUAUAGUUAUAAUUGAUGUGGAUGAGGUCAUAAUGCCUGUGGGCGCAACGCGUAACUGGGCGGAUAUGACACCAUUGGCUGAGGCGCAAACGCGUCAAGACGAUUGUGAAGAGGGCGCCUCAUCGCUUUGCUUUCGCAAUGUCUAUUUUCCAGCAUAUCCCGAACGCAAGCCAUUUAGCGAUGCCGUCCCACAUUAUAUGUACAUGAUGCAACAUGUAGCACGUGUGGCAGAUCAUUUGGAACCAUACGUGGCUACUAAAUGUUUUCACAGUACACAUUCUGUAGUCGGUGUACAUAAUCACUUUCCAAUGCAAUGGGUAGCUGGAUGUCACAUGCGUUCCGUCAACGUGUCCAUCGGUCAAAUGCAACACUACCGUGAACCCGAUAUACCCGAGACGCUAGAGAAUCCGGUUAUCGAUGAAGUCAUAUGGCGCUACAAGGAGCCGUUAGUACAGCAUACGCAGGCCGUAUUGCGGCAACUGGGACUGUUGCGUUGGGUGGAGGUACCAUUAAAUGAUGCACAAGAAGAAGCUAUAAUAGUAGAGAAACCAAUAGAUGUAGAACUCAAAAGUAGUCAAACGGCACAGAAGCUCGAGUCAAAAGUUGAACCAGAGUCUAAUAUGGAGAAAGACUCCGUAGCACAAAGCGCCAAAACGGCAGAACAUUUCGAACUUUGAUUUACGAUCUAGUUGUUGUAGCUAAAUUUCAAAAAAAAUAUUAGAUGUAAAUUGCGAUCAUGCUUCAAAAACUACAGAUAAUCUAAUAGUUUUGUUUCUGUGGUAGUUGUAGUAUACUCUAGAGGUUCGCGUACAUAUAUUUUGUACUCAUUAGGAUAUUAAGCUUUUGUUCUUUCAUAGUCUAGCACAGUAAAUUUACAUUUCUAGUAUCAAAAAGGCUUUGUGUCCUAGCAGGACUUAAGGAUAAUUGAGUACGAUUAAGUAUAAGUAUAAGUGUAAACUUAAGUAUAAAUCCCAAUAUUAUUAGUAUAAAAAUAAAUAAGACUACAAAUAUGAGUAUGAGUAUAAGUAUGGAUACAAAUAUGAGUAUGAGUAUGAGUAUGAGUACAAGUAUGAGUACGAGUACGAGUACUUUAUUAUUAAUACAACUUUAGCCGAAUUAAAACCGUUAAAUAUUAUUACACUCAAAUCUUAUAAAAAAUGCAAUAAAAAUAUAAGUACUGUAAAUUUAUCGCUUCAACAAAUGUUGAAAAAUCAUAAGAUUUAAAAAAUAUAGGAGUGUGUUUGCAGUGAGUGCCUUUGGGGCACAUAAUGCUCGCGCGCAAAGCA